ACUUGAUUUUUCAGUAGGACUAGGAUGCAACAUUUUUCUUAUGCCCUGAUUAAGUUACAAACAGAAGCUACAAUAUUUUGGAAGUGUUCUGAAUGUGAGAAGUUACAAUAAUAUUUUCUAUAUUUAAAAAUGGAAGUAGCUGAAUGUAAGAUAACACCUGGUACAGUUAAACCAAGUCAAGUACUGGAACAGAUUUGGCAUCUAAACCUAAUGAUAAGAGAAACACUUCUAAAGAGUGACCUUCAAGAUAAUGAAGCUACAGCAGAGUAUGUGCCUAGAUUGAUCUUCCUCAUGCAACAGCUCAGCAGUUCCCUCAGCCAACAGUUACAACACAAUACAGAGAUCCUACAAGACACCUGCCAGCUAUUGAAUACUCUUCAGAGCAAACAUAAACAACUGGUUUCAAGGCAAGAGAUCAUCACUCUUGUGAGUUGUCUUCAAAAAAUAAAUGAACUCUUUCUGGAUACAGUUACACAUCUUCAAGAGGCAAAAAACAAAUUUUGUGAUAUUAGAUGCAGACAUGAUGAUAAAUCUCAAUCCCAGAUUGUUCAAGAUGUUUUCAAUGAAAUAGUUGUGUGUAAAGAAGAAGAGACACAUUCUGGGAAAGUAUCUGCUGGUGUAAGUCAGCCACUCCAGGUAACUUCUCCCAUGAAUGAAAGGAAAAGUCCAAACAUUCACCAAGUCCAGCCAAGUGAAAACAAAACAGUGGAAAAAGAAACUGCUAUAUCAUUAAGUGAAAAAAAUCCUGAUCAAGAACAGGCAGUAAGCAGAGACCUCCCAAAGCUAAUGGAAAAUGAAGAUCACAAGCUACUACAGAGUUCACAUACAGAGCAAAAAGAUUACAACAGAAAGGAGGAAAGUCAUGGAGCAGGGUCUUAUAAUAAGAAAUGCCCAAACAGAGCUUUUCAAGAAGUUCCUGGGAGCAAUGGAGAUGAUAUAAUUGUAUUUGGAAAGUCCAAAGAUAUCUGUGAUAGAUUUGUAAUUAAUCUUUCUGAUCAAGAAAAGGCAAUAAGUGAAGAACCCCCAACUCAGAUGGAAUAUGAAGAUCACAAACCAAGAGAGAAUUCAUAUGAAGAAGAAAAUGAUGACAACAAAAAGGAGGAAAUUUAUGAGAUUACUGGGAGCAACAGGAAAAAUACAAUUGAGUCUACAAGGUUGGAGAAUAUAUGGAAUACACCUGCCAUGAAUCUUUCAACAAAUGAUUCAGAAAAAGUGGAAAGAUCAAGUCCCUGGAUGAACAAAGUAUUUGUAGCAGAAGUGAGUGAUAAGAUUGAACCUGAAGUUGCCUGUUAUAUUACAGCACCUUCCAUCACUCUAGAGAAUUUAGUAUGCAGGAUCAUCAAUGACAUGAGUUCCUUGGUGGUGGAAGAUUCUGAGGAGCUGGUCAGCAAUGUCAUCAGUGUUGCAUGCUUAGACCAUGGAAAAUUAAUUCCCUUUCCUAUCAACUUUGCAAUCCCAUUCACUGCACGCUACAGAGGAAAUUAUCGAGACAUCAUGGUGAAGGUGACUGAUAUGAACUUUCAAUCAAGUUACUUAACUCCCAUUUCCUUUGAUGGGUGCCAGGGAAAUCAGAAGGGGGCCUUUGCAGAAGUGAAAAUUUACCAGCUUGGUAUUUUUUCUGUGGUGUCAUGCUUAAAAAAAGAAACAUUCACCAUUCCAAAGAAAGGGCUCUCACAAAAGCUAAGCAUGGAUUCUAGAAUCUCUUUCUACUACCCUCCAGAAACGUUCAGUUCUCCAGUGACCGUGCAGUUAAAGGUCCAGCCAAUUGAGCCAUCACUGGUUUCCAUAUUAAAGGCAAAAUAUGACACGUACCAUUCAGUUGUGUCUACUAGCCCAUUGGUUCAUAUCCAGCAUCCUUCACCCCAGCCAUUUAACAAGUCAGUCAGUGUUAUUCUACCCUGUCCUCCAAAUCCAGAAAGAGAGAGUCCAGGAGAUGCAACAGAACAUGCAAGAGCGUCUAGUGCCGCUGUAACCAGGGUUACAACUGCAUAUCAUCUUCGGGCAAUGAGUGCCUCGGUGAGAAAACAUGGAGAUAAUCUCAGUGAAUCCUUGAAAGUAUUGGGUUACAGAAGCAAAGAAGAGGAGUGGGUUGUGCUUGAUGAUGUUAUUGUGCGGAAUGCACAGAACGGACUUGUAUCAUUUGAAGUAGAUGAGUAUCUAGAAAGCUUUAUUGUCAUUCGCCUCUCAUUUGCCAUGGACAAUACACAUCUAGUUCUGUUUAUCCAGGCUCUGGAGGAAGCCAUUCGUAACACCAUGACUAAUAUCGUACUAUAUCGGAAAAAAGAAAACCCUCAUAGAAUAGUUGUUUUACUGGUUCUGUCCAAAGAACUGAACUGGGAGCUGCAAAGCCUACGUGAGGAGGGAUACUUUGGUCCUCCAGACCCAACACAACAGUUUCAACUAAGAGAAGGAGAGCAGAUUCAUUUUAGAUUUACUGGCAACAUAUUUGCCUCAGAUGAUGGGAAGAAUUUUGGAAAAGUCUACAGGCUUAUUUUUCAUUCACAAAGAAAGCCCAGACUGGAGCUCCAACUCAAAGAAGUGGAUGAAUUUGGUAACUACAGCUCACCUCAUUACAAGGGAAUGGCAGUGUUUUACAAAAUGUCCAGAGAAACAAUAGCCAAGAACCGGGGUCAACCUCUUCUGCCUGCUGACUAUCAGGACCAGUCACCUUUAUGCAAGUUAGCACUAACCUUACCAAAACAUGAAAAAUCAAUCAACCGGCCACAAAGCACAAAAAGAAUUGCUACAGAUUCAUCAGAGGCCCUAUGGGAUAACUUGCUGUACUGGCUCGCAGAGGAGCUCUCAGAAGAUAAUGCAUCAUUGCUCUCUCUGCACCUGCCUAUCCGUCGGAGCACUCUUCAGCUUGUUAGACUGAAAUGCCCUGAUAAUCUAACACAUCAGAUCUAUGAGCUUCUUUGCUUCUGGAAAAAGAAUCUUCCAAGAUCAGCUGAUAAACAGCGACUCCUAUCUCGUUAUCUUCGUAAGAGUGGCAGAAGUGAUCUUUCUGAAGAGCUCAGGUUCAAGUGGGAGAAUAAAGCAUUCACUUGGCAAAAGCACUGGCCUGAGAUGAACAACUAAAAGACCGAUAUCUGUAUGUUUUCACCUUGGGAAAUCUGAAUGUUUUUCUGCAUGUGACUGCACAAGUAGUCAAUUUCCAAGUGACAUUUGCUUUAGCUUAAACCAUUUUAAAAUUUUUACAAUGAAUUGGCAAACGGGAAAAAAGACCAGUCAGUCCACUGGGUGUUGUUUAACUGUUCAGUAAAUUUUCAUCCUCUCCAUGAUAGCACAAGUUGCCUACCUUGACUUCUUUAUAUUCUUCCCCUUGCCUAAUAACAGCUCACGUUCCUCAAUAAAAUCAAACAAGUUGCUGAAAAUACAGAUACCAAGAACUACAUUCAGCUUUUGGAUUUACACAUAGGGCUCCACUGACUGUAGUAGGAUCUGGUGUUUACCAAUGUAGCCCUAUAUUAUAGGGGCACAUGAAUUACCAUAUUUCAUCAGCCCAAUGAGUAAUCUAGUUCAGUAUCCUAUUUCUAAUGUUGGUCAGUACCAAAUUCCUAAUAGACCAUAAUAGACAAUUGCUAUAAAGCACUAAUAGGGGAAGCUUCUUCUAAACUCAAGCAGCUAGUCUUUAUCUCUAGGACAAAAAUUGAUAUUCCCUAUGAAUAUUUUAUCCUUGUGAGUGUAACUGCCAAUUAUACUCUUAUUAUUCAUAAGAAUGUCUAAGGCUCUUCUGGAUACAGUUAAAUCCUUUGUCUCAAUGCUAUAUCUAUAGCAAUGAGUUCCACAGAUAAAUACUGAAAUCUGGAGAAUAUUUCUUAAUUUAAAAUUUAUUGCAGUGUAAUUUCAUUCAGUGUCCUGUGUUCUUAUAUUAUGGGAAGAGGUAAAUAGAAAUGCCUGAUUGACAUUUGUAUACUAUUGCUUAUUCAUUUACUCUGUAUCACUUCUUAUUCAGCUCCUCUCUGAACUAUUAUGUAAAAUUCCUCUCAGCUUUAAAAUGGAGUCAUGACCAAGGCAUCCCUAAUAUUGCAUCUCAAUUGCCAUACAUUAUUGCCGUAUUUGAAUUACUGUGUUCUUGCAACACAUUAACUGAAAGUGACAGCGUGUAGGACCUAAUCACUAAUAUAUUGCUAUCCAUCUGGUGUGCCACAAACCUGUUUAAGGGGUGUGCCAUUUGCAUUAGUUGCUCAAGGCUCAAGAUAGCUGGAAAGCCACAGUGAAUCAGAGGCUGCUGGAAGGAAGAUACAGAUAUUUGAUAUUUAUAAACAACUAUCAAUUGUACUUACACACACAGCAUAUAUGGAAGUAGUCUUUAAAAUCCAGUCCAUUUGUGCAGACUUGUUCUAGUUAUAAUUAUUUUCCAGCUUGAUUAAAAAAAUCUUCAAAUUCAAAAUAAAUCUUGGAAAAUAUCCUAAAUUAAAAGAAAUUCUAAACAGUGGGCAAGCUCCUGCUAUUAGAAUAUCCUCAAGUAGCUAUCACAUGUAAGAAAACUACAGCUGAGUAAGACAAACAUCAAUCUAUUGAUUGACAGAUUCAGCCUGAAGAACACACACUUUUAAAAAGCAAUUUAGAAACAGCACAAGAAUUAAUUUGGUCCAUUCUGUGAGACAUAAGUGCAAAAAUAUGCACUCAUUUUCUUUUCUUAAAAAGAAAAAAGCCCUCUAAAACCAGAUUACAUUUAAGUGGAGCCAAUCAUUUUGUCAGUAGCAAUUGAAUUUAGCUCUCUUGUAUUUUUGUCACUUACUCUGCUAACACAUUCGUCAUCAAUUAAAAGCAAUUAUUUUGAGUACUUUCUAUAGUUACUUAUUCUGAAGCAACUUUAGGUCCAGAUACCAUCAAAAUUCAUAGUUGAAACUAGCAUAAUGGGAUGGUCCAUGACAAAGGUUCCUAGGUGGUACAGUAAUACAAAUAUAAAUUGUAAUCAUAAUCAUGAAACUACUGUGAGAACUUUUAACUCUACUUCCAAAUUACAAGCAUUCUGUGCUACCACCUUCAUUCUACCACAAGAUGGCCUCUGUGUCUAGCAUAAAGUUUAUUCAACUAAUCUUCAGUUGCAGGAAAGCAAUAAAGGAUAAAAUGCAGUUUCUCUAUCAGGACCUUGAUUUUCCAGUGCUCUGCACCUUGUGCAGUCAUUUACAUCUGUGCAAAGAAGUAAGAAGAUUGGUUUCAAUUUCCUGCUCCUCCACAGGUUUCCACUGUAAUCUAUCAUAGGUGGGGUGACCAGACAGCAAGUGUGAAAAAUCGGGACAGAGGGUGGGGGGGUAAUAGUGGCUUGUAUAAGAAAAAGCUCCAAAUAUUGGGACUGUCCCUAUAAAAUCAGGACAUCCGGUCACACUAAUCAUAGGACUUACAUGUGCAUCAUUGCCUUAGUAUCUCAGUGCCUCGCAGUUUAUUUAUACUCACAACACCCCUGUUAUCUAUGGAAGUACUAUUAUCCCCAUUUUAAGGCUGGAGAACUGAGACACAAAGAUGUUAACUGACUUGCCCAAAGUUGCAAAGAAAGUCUGAAGCAGAGCACAGAAUUGAAAUUGAGUCUCCCAAAUCCUAGGCUAGUGCCCUAAUCCCUGGCCACCUUUCUCAUCCUUGACCUUAGACAAGUCAUUUAGUUCUCCUGCAGUAAAAAAGUGAUAAUUAUUUAAGUGGGCUGUUGUGAGAAUAACUACAUCCUGAGAUGCUCAGACAGUACAGUAAUGAGCAUCAUAUCAGAACCUAGGCUAGACGGAUAGAAAGUUGAUGUAAAAAAAUGCUGUGGUUCUGGUUUGUGUGCACUUCACAAGUAAGACUACUUAAGGUGCAAAGCAAUGGCGAGUCAGACCCAUUACAAACUUGUAAUGUAGGCUGGCUUCAAACAGGUGUGUAGUUUAAUUAUAUUGUAUUAACCAUCUGCACAUUGUAAUCAACUAGGAAAUUUACCAAUGUACUGUACAUAUAUGAUAAUUUAGGUUAGAAAUGACACAUGAAUUGUUAUGGAUAAAAUUCUGACUUUUGGACUUAGAGUAGGUUUUCAAACCAUUUAUGAACAAGAUAAUGCUAUGCAAGUUUUUAGGGCUUCCCUGACAGUUUGAUAAUAAUGCUUAGCUUUCUUUUUUAAUCACUUUCAGAUCUAUGAAUGAAAAGCCACUAGCAGUGCUAGUUAUUUUAACUUCUACUGUAAAAAAAACCAAUUCCACUUUAGACGACAAUGCAAUAGGUGCAUUAACCUAUUAAAAAUUUCAGAUAUAAUAAA
This is a messenger RNA of Gopherus flavomarginatus (Mexican gopher tortoise), 6226 nucleotides long. It is a transcript of the gene DTHD1, whose product is annotated as death domain containing 1. NCBI's taxonomy places the organism in Eukaryota, Metazoa, Chordata, Testudines, Testudinidae. Gene Ontology annotation, molecular function: protein binding. The transcript has 10 exons. The record is from RefSeq and is a predicted model, not a curated record. Gene Ontology annotation, biological process: signal transduction. The coding region runs from base 130 to 3078 and encodes 982 amino acids.